Messenger RNA from Eruca vesicaria subsp. sativa (arugula), 705 nucleotides. The record is from the annotation of a GenBank genome assembly. NCBI's taxonomy places the organism in Eukaryota, Viridiplantae, Streptophyta, Magnoliopsida, Brassicales, Brassicaceae.
AUGGGUUACCUUUCUCUGGCCAUAGUUGCCUUCCUAGUUGCUUUUGCCUCUCCAGUGGUUCUAGCCACCGAUACAGCGCCGAUUCCAGAAGACAAGUCCCAGAUCUCGCAAUGGUUCCAGACAAACGUUGCACCCUAUUCCCAGAGAAAAGGAACCCUAGACCCCGCCCUGGAAGCUGCUGAAACAGCACGACAAAUUAUCACCGUGAAUCAAAAAGGAGGCGCUAAUUUUAAGACAAUAAACGAAGCGAUCAAGAGUAUUCCUACUGGAAACAAGAACCGUGUGAUCAUCAAGUUGGCUCCAGGUGUAUACAAUGAAAAGGUCACGAUCGACGUAGCUCGACCAUUCGUUACAUUGCUUGGUCAACCUGGUUCAGAAACUGUUUUGACUUACCACGGGACGGCAGCUCAGUACGGAACCGUAGAGAGUGCAACUCUUAUAGUCUGGUCAGACUAUUUCUUGGCAGCUAACCUCAUCAUCAAGAAUACUGCUCCUAUGCCCAAACCAGGCACACAAGGACAAGCUCUAGCUAUGAGGAUCAACGGUGAUAAAGCAGCUUUCUACAGUUGCAGAUUCCACGGUUUUCAAGAUACUCUUUGUGACGACAAAGGCAACCAUUUCUUCAAGGACUGUUACAUCGAAGGAACCUAUGAUUUUAUCUUUGGAAGAGGAGCUUCCUUGUACUUGGUAAGCUUAAACUAUUAG